Argiope bruennichi is the source of this 2837-nucleotide messenger RNA. RefSeq names its product cysteine protease ATG4D-like (gene Atg4b). Bases 95 to 2113 code for a protein of 672 amino acids. The record is from RefSeq and is a predicted model, not a curated record. Gene Ontology annotation, molecular function: protein-phosphatidylethanolamide deconjugating activity. The transcript is spliced from 9 exons. Lineage: Eukaryota; Metazoa; Arthropoda; Arachnida; Araneae; Araneidae.
UUCAUUUCGUGUUUUCGGUUUGUUAUUGAUGUUAGAAUGGGGUGAAUGUGUUAAUUUAUUGAAAUUUCCCUGAAAUUCAAUUAUAGCUACUCAAAUGUCGAAUGCAAAACCAACAAACGUGCAAGGAGAUGAGCUUGAUUCACUAUGUGCCUCUGGAAACUUUGAAAUACUGUGUUGUGAUAAAUGUGAAGAAACAAAUGUGUUCGAAAAGCAAUAUUUUUCAAAUUCUGACUGUAUAGCUCCUUCAAGUGGUUCCUCAAACAAACAAAAUACCAGUUCUGUAGGAAUGAGUCCCAAAACGUAUUCUUCUGAACCCCAGACUUUCAAAAAUCUUGAUGUAGAUGAUUUGAUUCAGUCUCAUAUAGCAGCAGAUGAUGAGCUUAAUUCUUUUGAUUCAUGCUAUCAAGGUGUAAAUUCGGGAUAUUGCUCCAAUGAGAGUACUGCUUCUGAAAAAAUUAGAUCUCCUAAAAAUUCACCUUCGUCACGAAUUUCUAAUUCUCCUUUAAAAUAUUCCGAUGAAAGUUGUAAAGAUACAAAAAAGUCGAAAUCAACUUCAUUUCAUCUCGGACAAUUAUUGAACAAAAGAAAAGGUAGUGGCUCAGAUAGAACUCAUAUUUCAGACGACCCUAACGUUGAUGAUCUUGCAGUAAAUUCGAAACCGUUUGUUUUUAAGAAGCAAAAUGUGAGUGCGAAUUCGAAUGACAGCUCCCAACAAACCCAAAUGAAAACAAAAUUACGAACUAUGUGGAAUAAUAUGAAAUAUGGUUGGAGAGUUAAGAGAGAGGUAAAUUUAAAAUUGGAUUCUGCAACAUGGCUACUUGGACAAUGUUAUCAUAAUAAAUUAACAGAUGGUCCAGUUUCACAGGAUGUUUCUAAACAGCUGAAGCUUGAUCUUCUUAGCAGAAUAUGGUUGACUUAUCGAAUAAAUUUUCCAACAAUACCUGGAACAGAUUAUAUAUCAGAUUCUGGUUGGGGUUGCAUGUUAAGAUGUGGUCAAAUGAUGAUGGCUCAAGCAUUAGUGUGCCAUUUUCUUAACAGAGAUUGGCGUGUUGUUCCUGAUCAGCCUCCUGAAAAGAAACAUUUGUAUAAGAUGAUUCUCCGUUGGUUUGGUGAUUCAUUAUCUGAUAAUAGCCCAUUUUCUUUACAUCAUUUAGUUUCCCUUGGUGAAAAUUAUGGUAGGAAAGCUGGUGACUGGUAUGGUCCAACUCAUGCUGCUCAGGUUUUGAGGGAUGCUCUUAUUCAAGCUAAACGAGAUCACUCUGAACUUAGAAAUGUAUGCAUGUAUGUGGCUUUAGAUGGAAUUGUAUUUAAACAAGAUGUUAUGGAUCUAUGUUUGAGACCUGCAGAAAGGCCCAUGUCUGCUUUAGAGAGAGAUCAAAUUCCAGUAUCUAACAAUAUGGAUUUUUCUAAAACAAAUCCAGUUGGACAAAAUUAUUCUUUAUCAUCUGGAAGUGUGUCAAAUACAUUUUCAUCUAUUGGAUAUGGCCCGGACAGUAUACCUUUUAGUGAAUUUGAUGAAUCUGAUGCAAGUUUCAUUGAUCCGUGUCCAUCAUAUUCCAAUUUUAGUCCUCCAAGUUUUAGCAGUUUUGAGUCAGCAUGGACAAGCUUAAUCCUUUUUGUUUCUGUGCGAUUGGGAAAUGAUAAAAUUAAUCCUUUUUAUAUACCAUGUUUGAAAAGCCUUUUAGCAUAUGAACACUGCAUUGGAAUCAUUGGUGGUCGUCCUAAGCAUGCAUUAUAUUUUAUUGGUUGGCAAGAUGAUAAAUUAAUUCAUAUGGAUCCACAUUCCUGUCAGCCUGCGAUCGAUAUGGACAAAGAGGAUUUCAGUGAGAAGUCAUUCCAUUCAUCAUCAAUCCGCACUAUGUCAUUUACUGAAAUGGAUCCUAGUUGCGCAAUUGGUUUUUACUUCCGGAAGAGAGAAGAAUUUGAACAUUUUGUAGAAAAAUUUUCUGAAAUUACUGCUCCAAUGAAAAUGAAUUUAGACUAUCCUGUAUUUGCACUAGCAGAAGGAAAGCGAGUCCACGUGGAAGAAGUUGAUACUCCUUGUGGAUAUGCCAGAUCUUCCUUAUCUCAUACUAAUAGCAGAACUGACGAAGACGAUUAUAUUUUAUUGUGAACUUAGUCUUGUGAAUAGGAGGCAUGAAAUUUAAACAUGUAUUGCAAUUUUAGUUGUGGUAUUUUUUAAAACUCUGUAUUAUCUGCUUUUAUUUAAAUUGCUAUCAAACUAAAUUUAAAUUUUUGUGCAAUCUAUGGAAUUGGCAAAUUGUCAGUUAGUGGAAGAAUCCGUUUAAUGAGAUUUAAUGUCUAGUCAUGUUUUAUUAAAAUUGUAUUAUUUUAUAAUUUCCUAAAGCAGUAGCAAAAAAUUUAUUGGAUAUGGUCAUGAUUACUUAAGCAGUUGAUGAAUUUUCUGGAUAGUAUUUUUUUAUUUGCUUUGAAAAUUAGAAUGAAAAUAAUUUAAUAUUGAAAAAAAUAUUAUUGACAAAUUUUUUAAAAUGCGUUCUUUUUUAAAUUGAAACAUGUUGAAUGGUUGGAUAUUUUGAAUGGUGUCUGAAGUGAAUUAUCGUAAUAGAUAAUCUUGUUGUUUUAAGAAUGAUGGUUAAUCUAUAUUGAUGGUUUUAAUCUUUGUUGUGUUUUCUGUUGAUUUUUAAUAUAUAGUCUAUGUAUGUUGAUGAGUUUAUAUAUUUAAAAAUAGAAUGAUUUCAUUAUUUGGAUUAUAUAAAACUUAAGUUCUGUUUACUUUAAUUUGUUCAGAUUGGGAUGUUUUCAAAUUAUUUGCUAUAGUUUAUGUUGCAAACAAUUUCAUAUUUUUCUCUUUAUUAAAAUUUUACCUCUAAAAAUUU